Messenger RNA from Papilio machaon (common yellow swallowtail), 4783 nucleotides. RefSeq names its product kinesin heavy chain (gene Khc). Gene Ontology annotation, biological process: microtubule-based movement. Bases 169 to 3069 code for a protein of 966 amino acids. Lineage: Eukaryota; Metazoa; Arthropoda; Insecta; Lepidoptera; Papilionidae. The transcript has 19 exons. Gene Ontology annotation, molecular function: microtubule motor activity; ATP binding; microtubule binding. The record is from RefSeq and is a predicted model, not a curated record.
CCUUUCUUCUGUGAAGAAUAUGGCCGACAUUUUGAUACUGCUGUCAUGAAGAUUCCCAGUGACAAAAUCUAACUUUGUAGUUCUUCAUGCACGGUUUUAUGUUCCAAUAGAGUUUUAUUUUUUUUAAUUGCAUAGACGGUGUUUAGUGUAAGAAAUUUGGUUUCCAAAAUGGCAGCUGAUCGUGAAAUAGCUGCUGAAGAUAGCAUUAGAGUUGUAUGCCGAUUUCGGCCUUUGAAUGACUCCGAAGAAAAAGCUGGUUCCAAAUUUAUUGUGAAAUUUCCAUCAGGUCCCGAUGAUAACUGUAUUUCCAUAGGGGGAAAAGUUUAUUUGUUUGACAAAGUAUUUAAACCAAAUGCAACCCAAGAGAAAGUAUACAAUGAGGCAGCAAAGAGUAUUGUAUCUGAUGUACUGGCUGGAUACAAUGGGACAAUAUUUGCUUAUGGUCAAACAAGCUCUGGAAAAACACAUACAAUGGAAGGUGUCAUAGGUGAUCCAGGGAAACAGGGUAUUAUUCCAAGGAUAGUCAAUGAUAUUUUCAACCACAUUUAUGCAAUGGAAGAAAAUUUGGAAUUCCACAUAAAAGUUUCAUACUUUGAAAUCUAUAUGGAUAAAAUCAGAGAUCUCUUAGAUGUCUCGAAAGUUAACCUUAGUGUUCAUGAAGACAAGAAUCGUGUCCCAUUUGUCAAAGGUGCUACCGAACGGUUUGUGUCAAGUCCCGAAGAAGUGUUUGAAGUUAUAGAGGAAGGCAAAUCAAAUAGGCAUAUUGCAGUAACAAAUAUGAAUGAACAUUCAUCCAGAUCUCAUUCAGUCUUUCUCAUUAAUGUGAAACAAGAAAAUUUAGAGAAUCAGAAAAAACUGUCAGGAAAAUUGUAUUUAGUGGACUUGGCUGGUUCUGAAAAGGUGUCUAAAACUGGUGCUGAAGGUACUGUGCUUGAUGAAGCAAAGAAUAUAAACAAAUCAUUGUCCGCUCUGGGUAAUGUCAUCUCUGCCUUAGCAGAUGGUAACAAAUCUCACAUCCCAUACAGAGAUUCAAAACUAACCCGUAUCUUACAAGAGUCACUCGGUGGUAAUGCCAGAACCACUAUUGUCAUCUGUUGUUCCCCAGCCUCGUUUAAUGAGAGUGAAACAAAGAGUACCCUUGAUUUCGGUAAAAGAGCUAAGACUGUGAAGAAUGUUGUAUGUGUGAAUGAGGAACUCACUGCCGAAGAAUGGAAAAGACGCUAUGAAAGAGAAAAGGAGAAAGUGGCUAGGCUUAAAGGAAAGGUUGAAAAACUUGAAGCGGAAAUUAACCGUUGGCGUUCUGGUGAAACUGUACGACCGGAAGAACAGGUCAACCUACAGGAGAUUGAAGCUGUUACUCCUGUCACCUCCUUCAUUGAAGAGAAACCACCAGCACCACCAGUACCAGUGGCUGUUGCUAGCGUGGUUGAAGAUGCGGCCAUGCAAGGCAAGCUGGAAGCACUUUACCAACAACUGGAUGACAAGGAUGAGGAGAUCAACCAACACUCUCAGCUUGUGGAGAAACUCAAGGAACAGAUGAUGGAGCAGGAAGAACUUAUUGCUUGCACAAGGCGUGACUACGAAGCCCUACAGGGUGAUAUGAACCGAAUCCAGCAGGAAAAUGAGGCCGCCAAGGAGGAGGUCAAGGAGGUUCUUCAGGCUCUGGAGGAGCUGGCCGUCAACUACGACCAGAAGUCGCAGGAGGUUGACAGCAAGAGUCGUGAGUGCGACCAACUAUCUGAGGAGUUACAGACAAAACAGAGUGCGCUGGCUACUGCAACAUCGGAACUGCAACAAUUGCGUGACCUUUCCGCACACCAACGUAAACGCAUUGCGGAACUUCUCACCAACCUGCUUCGUGAUCUGGCUGAGAUUGGUGCAGCAGUUGGUGGCUCCGAGUUGGACUUCAAGUUGAACGUUGAUACUGUUGGUAAACUAGAGGAGGAGUUCACCGUUGCUCGGCUGCAUAUCAGCAAGAUGAAGAGUGAGGUUAAGAACAUUGUGCAGCGCUGCCACUCUCUGGAGACUGCUAAUAUUGACGCUAAUCAGAAGAUUGAGGAGUACGAGCGCUCUUUGGGCGAGUGCCGGCUACUGAUAUCUCAGCACGAGGCGAGAUGCGCGUCUCUCGCAGAGUCCAUGCGCGAGGCCGAGAACAAGAAGCGCCAGCUCGAGGAGGCGGCGGAUGCUCUGCGCGAGGAAUGCGCACGCCUGCAGGCUGCGGAGCGCGUGCAGCUGGCGGCGGCGGAGCAGCGCGCGGACUCUCAGCUGCGCGGCGCGCUCGAGGCCCAGCUGGAGCAACUGCGCGCCUCCCACACAACUCAGCUGUCGGCGCUGCGCGACGAACUGGCCGCGCUGCAGCGACAGCACCAGGAGCUCAAGGACACGUACCAGGAGUUGACGUUGGCUCGCCAACAGCUACAAGACGACUACGACAAACUGAAGCGCGAGGAGGCCGACAAGUCCGCCAAGCUGAAGGAGCUAAUUCAAAGUGUGGAGCGCCGCGAGCAGGCGCGCGCCGACCUCAAGGGGCUGGAGGACACGGUCGCCAAGGAGCUGCAGACGCUGCACAACCUGCGCAAACUAUUCGUGCAGGACCUGCAGGCUAGGAUAAAGAAGUCGACCAACCCCGAGGAGAGUGCGGAGGAGGAGGGCGGUUCUCUGGCGCAGAAGCAAAAGAUCUCAUUCCUGGAGAACAAUUUAGAGCAACUAACGAAGGUGCACAAGCAGCUGGUGCGCGACAACGCAGACCUGCGCUGCGAGCUGCCCAAGCUGGAGAAGCGGCUGCGUGCCACCAUGGAGCGUGUCAAGGCGCUCGAGACUGCGCUCAAGGAAGCGAAGGAGGGCGCGAUGCGCGACCGCAAGAGAUACCAGUUCGAGGUGGACAGAAUCAAGGAGGCUGUGCGAGCCAAGAACCUCGCCAGGAGAGGACCCCAGGCGCAAAUCGCUAAGCCGAUCCGUGCGGGCGGCGGACACCUGGUGAGCGGCGGCGCGCCCGGCGUGGUGCGGCCCGCGCCUGCGCAGGACAUCAAGCGCAAGUCCAUCAUCGUCGGCGGACGAGAUGAAAGUUGAAGAGAUUGUCGAAGUCACCAUAGUGAACCUAAAUGAAAUUUCGUAGAUGUAUGGCGGCAAAAUCGUUUCGAAAAAAAAAGUUAUAUCCAUAUUAAUAUAAUUACUACUUUGUGUUUACGAAAAGCCUAAUUAAUAAGUUGCAACAAAAAAUAACAAAAAUAUAGUAGAAUCCUCUAAGGCUUAACCUUUCGACUAUCUAAUCUUAAUGUCACUAAGUGCACACGUAUUUAGAAAGCUUGUCGCUGUGUAUGUAGGGCCGCGCGCCGCGCCCACACCGGCCCUGGGCGUGGGCGCGGCGCCGCGUCGCCCACUGUUACUCUCUUUACCUAUGUAUGGGUUCUCACUAUAGUAUUAUUGUAUUCUGAUACAGAGCUUUGUUCUAAAUGUCGCUCUAUUAAAAUGAAUUGGAUAAAAAAUAUUUUUAUGAUGAAAUGACAAAAAGUAUUACAUUUAGUCCCUACACUAUAAUGUUCUAUGCGCAUCGCUUUUGUCCCGUAUCAAAUGUUUUGAACUUGUGUAUUUUGUGGGAAGAAAUGGCCAAGCGAGGGCGGAAGGGGAAGGCAGGGUGUGGAGACAUUCAGCAGUACAAAGAUCGCCGAGCCAGUUACCAGUACAUUUGUGAAAUUAUAGAGAGCUAUGAGACGACUGCCGCUCCCAUUUCUUCCCGGCGGGAUACAAACAGCAUAAAUUGUUCAAUAGAUGCAAUAUGUCAUUAUAUUUAAGGAAACGCUGUGAACGUUCGCAGGCUCGCGUGUGCUGCCGCACAAAUAUUUUUAUUUAAAUGACGGUCUCGGCAGAGGCGUACGGGCACGUGCAUCUUAUCAAUGUGUAGUUGUAGUGUAAGCUUCUUUAAUAUAUAUUUUUAUAUAUUGUGAUAAGCGUUGUUAUGCCGGAAUGCGAGCAUUUAAUAAGUUAACGAAACGACCCUGUCCGGUGCGAGCCGCGAGGUGUGAGGUGCGCGUCGCGACGCCUCGGCGACUUGCUGCACAGCAAGUUCUCUGCCCGCAGGCCCCCCGCGCCCCCCGCGCACCCACCACACACCCGCCGCACACCCCCCGCGCGCCCCCCGCACACACACACACACCGAUUAGCGAGUGAUUUUUAUAUUCGACACUAGAAUAUGGAAAUCUAUUUCGACUAAUAACUUUGUAUCGCUCCGGAUUAUGAACUUUUAAAAUUAACUUUUUGCCGAUUCUUAGUUAUGUAAGCAGUAGACGAUUCCCGGUUUAAAAUGCCAGAGUGCGUUAUUUUAUCGUAGAGUAGGAUUUCAUUCGAUCACCCGACUGUCCGGUCGCCGCUUCAUCUUCACCGUUUGCUUGUGAGCUGUGAUGUUUUUAUUAAUCGAUUAUUUUAUAUCGCGUCUUUCUUCUUAGUAUGUUUAGUCAAUAAAUAGAAGACUUGCAUAUAAAAUAUAUAAACAACGACAAUCACUCGCCCGCGACCCGCAAGGGUAGGCAUUUAAAACACUUUACACAAAUUUAUUUUCUGCCAGUUAAACGAUUCCCCCGCUAUUUAUUUAUUUUAAUUGAUUUUCACCGCGCUCCGUUUGUUUGGUUAAAGUUCUCUAUUCGCUUUAAGAUGCAUUAGCUUCAUAGUAGAUCUGUAACUUAUGUAAGUACUUAUGAAAUAACCAGGUCGCACCGAGUGACGAGACGCGCCUUGCUGCGACCCGCGAGGAGUUAUGGAACUGAGCUCGACAAACGUCUUCUCAAAA